AAAGAAUGUUAAACCACUGAGUUUAGCUGUUGCCUUCAAGCUCCUUACCGUCACAUCUUCUUGUUCAAUUGCCGGCUGUCCAUUUAGCUCAGAGACUCAGUGAGUCUAAGCAAUCAUAAAAAAAAUCCAAAAAUGGUGGCUGAGUUGAAGUACGAGAUCUCACAGAACGCUUACAUAAAAUUGGUUCUACAUGCUCUGAAGCACAAGACCACGGCGGUCAACGGCAUCUUACUCGGCCGAGUCAACCCACAAAAUGAUAGCGUUGUUGAGAUCACUGACUCAGUCCCUCUAUUUCACUCUAAUCUUGCCUUGUUGCCUUCCCUCGAGAUCGCCCUCAUCAUGAUAGAGGAGCAUUAUGGAUCUAAGGGCUUGGGAAUUGUGGGUUAUUUCCAUGCAAAUGAGAGAUUUGAUGAUGCAGAGCUAGGCAUUGUUGCAAAGAAUAUCGGUGAUCAUAUUUGCCGGUACUUCCCUCAAGCUGCCAUUUUCUUGUUGGAUAACAAAAAGCUUGAAGCUUUGCCCAUGGGGAAAGACCAAAGCCCUGUGAUGCAGCUUUACAUAAGGGAUGCAUCCAAGAAUUGGAAACUGGCUGGACCGGAUGGAGGCAGCCGAUUGGUAAUUAAGGAGCCAGCGGCUAAUGCUGUUUUAUCGGAUUACAUUUCAUCCGAGAAAUGGCAGGAUGUUGUAGAUUUCGAUGACCACCUUGACGACAUUAAGAAGGACUGGCUUAACCCGGAACUCUUCAAAUAAGAUCCUUUGAUUGGUAGCUUGAAGCAGACAAUGAAUUCGACAAACCAAUGGAGAUUUUGUUGUGAUUAUCGGUUAUAAAGCUUGAGAAGAUGCGGUCGAUGUUUCUUAAGCAAAACACGAGCUUUUUAAGACAAUUGUUUUAGAACUUGUUAGUGGAAUGCAAAGCCAUUCUAUGUUUUUAAUUUACUGCAAGUCCUUUCGAAUCUAGCGAUUGAGGAUAUUAAUGUAUGAUGAAAUCAUUGACCCUUUCAUUUUAGGAAGGCUUAAAGUGUCAA
Gossypium raimondii (Peruvian cotton) is the source of this 1022-nucleotide messenger RNA. Its product is annotated as ER membrane protein complex subunit 8/9 homolog. The transcript has 5 exons. Gene Ontology annotation, cellular component: EMC complex. The record is from RefSeq and is a predicted model, not a curated record. The coding region runs from base 133 to 747 and encodes 204 amino acids. Lineage: Eukaryota; Viridiplantae; Streptophyta; Magnoliopsida; Malvales; Malvaceae.